This is a messenger RNA of Rhineura floridana, 5296 nucleotides long. RefSeq names its product serine protease 27-like. The transcript is spliced from 6 exons. The coding region runs from base 119 to 1201 and encodes 360 amino acids. Gene Ontology annotation, biological process: proteolysis. The record is from RefSeq and is a predicted model, not a curated record. NCBI's taxonomy places the organism in Eukaryota, Metazoa, Chordata, Lepidosauria, Squamata, Rhineuridae. Gene Ontology annotation, molecular function: serine-type endopeptidase activity.
GCAAGCCCUAUAAUCCAGAGGGCAUUCUUCUUACUGUUCUCUCUCACUCUGGGGAGGAUUAAUUGACAGAAGAUCCCAGUGGAUCCAAAAAGAAAAGAAAAGUAAAGAAAAGUGAACCAUGGCAAGACAACAAGGGGCACAGAGAUUUGGCAUAACAGGAGCUCUGCUGCUGGUGUUGACUGCACUGAUGAUGCAAAGAGGGAUCUGCAUGCAGAGGUAUUAUGGAUAUAAUCCUUGUAAUGAUGACCAGCAGGAAGUAGCCAACAGAGGUUUUCAGAUGGCCCGUUCCCAUCAUGUAUGUGGCCGACCAACUGCCCUGAAUAGGAAUGUUGGGGGUGAGGACUCUGUGGAAGGCGAAUGGCCGUGGCAAGUCAGCGUGAGGAAGAUGGGCAGGCAUAUCUGUGGAGGGGCCUUGAUCAGCCACGAUUGGAUUGUGACAGCAGCACAUUGCUUCCCGCCAGAUGGCGAUCCCUCCCAAUACUCUGUGAUGCUGGGGGCCAACAAACUGGAGAACUCCUGGCCCUACACACAGUUAAUAGGGGUCGGAGACAUAAUCAGAAACCCCCGGUAUGCAGGGGAGGCCACGAGUGGAGACAUCGCUUUGGUGCAUCUGGCUCGCCCAGUAAGAUUCACCAAUUACAUCAUCCCAAUCUGUGUCCCUGCAGCCAAUGUGGACUUCCCUGCAGGCAUGAAGUGCUGGGUCACUGGCUGGGGAGACAUCAGUGAAGGACAGGAUCUACCAUCUCCGAAGAAGCUCCAGAAGCUCCAGGUGCCCAUAAUAGAUAUUCACACUUGCAGAAAACUCUACAAUAUUGACAUGGGACCGAACCUGCCCCAGAAACCCAUCCAAGAUGACAUGAUGUGUGCUGGGUAUGCUGAAGGCAUGAAGGACACGUGCAAGGGUGAUUCUGGUGGCCCGCUGAUGUGCAAGAUUAACCAGGAAUGGCUCUUGGCUGGUAUUGUCAGUUGGGGGGAAGGCUGUGCUGAGAGGAACCGCCCUGGUGUGUAUAUCCGUAUUACCGCAUACCAUGACUGGAUUCACAGGAUUAUCCCCAGUCUGGAGUUCAUCAAAGCUAGGAGGGGUUACAACAACAGGAUCAAGAAUCAAAGCAUCGUUGGAGCCAGUGGGAGGGUACAGGCCUUCUUGAUCAUCGCUCUGCUGCAGGUUUUGGUGUGGACCUUUAUUCAUCUCUUGGGAUAGAAACUGUGGAAAGAAAAAAGUUACAAGUGGACAAGUGGUGUCGGGUUAUCCCUCUUCUCAUCUCCCUCCCAUUUCUUGGUCAUUCUAACUUCAUCUGCCCAGGAUUUUUAUAUCUGGUCUCUGUUUGCCCCAGAGCACCACAUGCACAAGGAGAUAUAAAUGCAGCAAGGCAUAGAUGUCUCAGCAGAAUGGUUUGAUGCCUGCUUCUCAACAAUGGGACGCAACAUCCUCUCUCACAACCCUUGCAACGCCUCUGUCUCUUUCCCUUCUUGCCACACAUCACUAUUGCUCCACAACUUUUACAUAUGCAUAGCAUAAUAAGAAAUUAUGACUGGCUGGGACUGGGGUGUUAGUUGCCCCUGGGAUCAUCAUGUGCUUAAGAGAAUGCUCUUCGGAGGUGUCUUGAGGGAUGGGAUUGGACCUGUCCGACAGGUGAAUUGAGAUUCAAACACAUAUGGUGCUGAGAUGUAUGAUGAUUUCCCCUUGUAUUUUUUUUAACAAAGUUUUGGAAGCUGGAAUUGAAAGCAGUAUGUAAGGACGAAGGAGGCUGCCCCCCACCUGGUUAGAGUCUUUGUCCAUCUAGCCCAGUGUUAUGUACUUUGACUGACAGUGUCUCUACAGUGCCUCAGGCAGAGGCCUCUGUCAUCAUUCCUUGCCUGAUCCCUCUAAUUUGAGAUGGGACCUUCUGCUUGCUAGGCGUGUACUGUACCACUGAGCUAUUGGACAUCCCUGAAGGGGGUGCUACAUAACCAUUUCCAUCCUUGGCAUUUGUCUGCUCAGAAUCACCUUCCUCUAUUGCCUUCUUACUAACAGAGGGGGAAAGAUCUGGUGGCCAUGGCAUUUGUCUGCCUCUAGGGAUGGGGGCAAAUUAGAUCCACCUCGCAUUUAAAGCUGAAUCUGUCAAAUCUGCACUUUUCAAAACAACAUGAGAACAGAAACACAGCCAUCCUCCAAAAUUUGUACUUAUCCAAGUUUUGCAGUGCAAUUCUCCAACCAUUGUUUACAAAAAUGCAUAUAUUAGGGGACGAUGUGCAUAAAAUGCAUAUAUUACUGAAAAUAACACACUAAAAUGCAUUAAAUCAGGAGAAACUACUUGCACAAAUGUGUAGAUUAGUAAAAACGGCAUACAAAAAUAUGUUUAUUUGGAGAAAUUUGCACAAAAAUGCUGAAGAGUUUUCAUGAUGAUUUCUUUCAAAAGAGAAUCCACAAAAUGCUGCAGAAAUGUGGAGAACUGAAUGACUGGAAAAAUGAGAAAUGGAGACAAGCGAUCUUUCCAUCCAUCCCUAUCUGCAUCUCUAAGCUGCUUUGCCCUCUGCAGGGAAAAAGAUGACUCCAUCUCCCCUCUGUCUUUUUCUGUGGUGGAUAGGAAAGCAGCUGAGAUGUGAAAUGUUCAGCAAAUGAAUGACAAGCAGAAAAAAGGCUAAGUGGCUCUUCCUGCUAUCAGUUGCAGCUUCUGAGCCUGUUUUGCAUUCAACAAACCAACCAACCAACUGUUGGGGGAAAUAACCAUGCCACAGAGCCUCAAUUAAAUUGUCAAGAAUGCCAAACCAAUUCCUUAACAAUUCACUCAAAGAGCUGUCUGAGCCUUGCUGUUUUAUUCAUGCCAUCUAGCAGCUCUUCAUCCCUGAUCAUCCCUGGAAUUCACAUAAAUACCAUUUGCUCCCAGAAUAUACAUUUACCAUACUUUUUUUUUAAAAAAAACCCACAUUUAAAUUCAAUUCAAUACCUGCAUGUAUAUGUGUCUUUCCCUCUCUCCACAAUCAUGUUCCAGUUGUCUGUCCAAAGCAUUUCACCCACCCCAGCUUGGCUUAUAAGGAAGAGGUGGCUUGAAGUAGGGGUGAGAGUGGGGGCUGAUGACUGUUCUCAGUUGGACACAAUAAAUUGGUACAAGCUGGAUAGAAGACAGAAAGUUCCUGGUGACCCUUAACAAAAUCCCCAGGGAUAAGGAAAGGCAAAAGAAUUACCUAGCCACGGAAGAUGUUGGGCAAUGGAAAGUUUCCAAAGUGUGGUGGACAGGCCUUGCCUGAAUACUGGUUCAUGCAAAAAAUGUGGGGCUUUUUUGUGUAUGGGGAUGCACCGCCUUUGCAAACCAAAAAGGCAAUCAGCUCUCACAGAGUCUGGGAGGGGAGAUGAAAGUGGAGCCGAUAAAUUGCUUGCUGUGUACAAUGCUGCUUGCCUGACAAGAAUUCAUUCCACAGUAUGGUUGGGGUUGUAAGCUUUUUUAUUGGCCAUUGGUGGGUGACCUAGCAAGACGUUGUCUUGGGCGCUCUCUCUGCUUGCCUGUUAAGGGGACUGUGAUGUUCCUGCUUAUAUUGUAAAUAUGGUAAGUGCUGGUUAUAUAGAAGACAUAUGGUAAGUGGAGUGAAAGAGGAGAGGGAGUACAUGAGCAGUAGAAUGCUGGAUGAUUGGCUGAGCAUUUGAGUGGCUGGGAGUAUAAAUGGAAGAAGGACAGUUGAAUCUGGGUGGUGAAUUGGGAGGUGGAUGUUGGAGAGAGGUGGAUGUUGGAGGUUUGAUGGUGUUUGGUGUUGUUGUUGAGGGUGAGUCAGAGUUCUGAGGCAAUUAGUAAGAAGUCAAGUACAUAACAGAAUAUAGAUGAAACCAUACACUUGUGAAACAUUCCUUAAGUAAUCUUAUUAUUUCUAAUACUAAAUAAAUAUUUCUUGGUUAAACAAAAGCCUGAUUCCUUCAGCUGGGAAACACAAACCAGGGGGAAUAGCAAAGUAACCAAGGCUGAACAGUUUGUAUCAAAUGAUGGCAGCAGCGGAUCGGAGGAAAGUGUAUCCAGUCCCACAGAGAAACCCAGGGCUGUAUGCUUCGGAGUCAAGAGGCUGCAGGGGGGUUUGGGAAUUACCUAUACCCAUAGACACAAGGUAUCGAGAUAGCCUGGCAGGGACUAAGGCACAGUCUAAGGUUUUAAGAGAUACAGAGUGUUGGGUAGUAAGGCCUAGCAGGCGGAUCUGUUGAAAUCUGUGCUAGAGCUGUAAAGGGUAAGAAGAAAACCUGACGUUCCUGUCUGCUGGUAGCCACAAGUGAGAGCUUCACAGGUGGUGCCAGGGAAGGAGAUCACAGGGACUAAUUACCAUCAUAUUAUAAACUUUUUACUCCUUCUGUUGCCACAUACUAACUCCUUCCAUCAUUGCCGUUUGCCAGCUCUAAAUUUUACUUGGACUUUUGACUCUAGAGGGUAGGUCUGUGAUGAUAACAUUCCUCUUUCUCUCUCUGGUUUGACUCGGCUGACGCCCAACUCAUGCUGAGUAAGUAAUUACUGUUAUUUAUGACUAAGGAGUAAUCCUCCCCUUUCCUGGCAAUUCCAACUUCAAAGACUCUAGGAUUGUUUACUUUUUCUUCUCGGCUUUUACCCUGGGGUGUCGUGAUAUCACCAGCAGGGUUUACUGCAGUUUAAGUAGCCUACUCAGCACAGGGCGAGUGAAAAUGACCCUAUAACAAGUAAAGAGAAGGAUCAAGUUGAAUGUGGAUGUGGAGCACUCUAGGACCUUGAAAUUUUGGGGCGUACAAUUUAAGGCAUACUGAGGACAUUGUCCCCUGUAAAGCUCGGCCUAGGUUUGUAGUUGCUGGAUUAUAACUUUUAUUGCUGUGUCUCUUUUAGCAAGUUACCUUACUCAAGGUGAGAUGGUUCUCACCAGAGUUGGUCAUAAACAAAGGGGACUGGUUCCUGUGACGGAAGAUGUCAUGUCCUUCGUCAAAACACAAAACCAGCUCAAAAUUACAGAUUUCUUUGGAUCUAGCCCAAAGGAAAGGUUUCAAGCAAAAUCCUUGGAUGAUUCUCCAGCUGCUGAAAUCUUGUACUGGUCCCUGGGCCCUCAGUGUAUAAUGAGAGUUAUGAAUUGUGACACACAAGGGACAGAAGAACAGAGUUUGGCCGCAGAAUUAGAUCUAGUUGUUGAUUUCUACAAUCGACACUCAGGGGGAUUGCAGAAUGGAACAGUUACAAGAGGGACCAGAGAAUGCAAAUUUGACUUGCUCUGCUGAGAGUUCAUUGAGAGCAAACUGUGAUUUUGUAUUUUUACAGCCUAGCCCCUCUGCUUCUCUCCCUGCGCCUUCUGGCCCCAAAGACAUUGACUCUCACACGGUAAC